AUGGAGACAACAACAGUACUCCUCUCUCACUCGAGCAGCAAGAAGCUUGUCACCAUUCCAAAUUACGAGGACUAUGAGUACCUCGAACAGGAGUUUUGGAAAGUGUUCAAAAUUGACCAGCAAACACAGCAAGAAAACAAAGUUUUGUUUCAAUGCUACAACAAAGAAUGGGAAGAGUUUGUAGACAUAGAGGACAAGAAGGACACUGUGAAGCACAUGGACAAACUAAAAGCAAUUCUUGUGCCCUUUCAACCUGCAAAAAGAGUCGACACAACUGGGCUGGAAGGAUGCCAAGAAACAUCGGACUCAACUACAUUGCUGCAGGACUCAACUACAUCAUUGCUCCAGGACUCGACUACGUCAUUGCUGCAGGAUUUACAAGAAACAUCGGACUCAUUGCUGCAGGAUUUACAAGAAACAUCAGACUCGACUACGUCAUUGCUGCAGGACUCGACUACAUCAUUGCUCCAGGACUCGACUACGCAGGAUCUGAUGAGGGAGCUAGAAAGGAUUACAGGGAAGUUAAACGCAAGGGAGGAAGUUGCACUGGAAUGGCAAGCUAUUGCACCUCGAAUAAUUGAUCAGGCCAAGCGGGAAACUUCCAGAAAAACAGUAGAGCUGUCUCUAACACAUUCAAACACUGAAGAAGCAGAGAUUACAGCUAUGGCAGUUCUACCAGCACUACUACCUGACCCUAGAACGAAGUGUGACCCGAGCAAAAUACUCCACAUAACACAGAAUGUGGAUGUAGAGGAAGCAAUUGCGGCAAAGAGUCAGCUUGAGCCGUACCUGCUGUUGGUCCAGGAGGACCAUAUCAUCUUUUUGGUCAUCGACAACAAAAUACUGGACCAAAUCCAACCCCGUGACUUACCGUUCUGCCUAAUGGCAGCAUAUUAUGUAUUUAAUAUUCAAUAUCCUAAAGCUUGUCAUAUGUUUUAUUCCUUCCUUGAAGUAUUUGUACUGAAAAUGGAGCCUGGUAAAGCUAGUACAAUUAAGCAUUUUUUGGCCAGGCUUAAAGCAUUGUAG
Halichondria panicea is the source of this 1026-nucleotide messenger RNA. RefSeq lists its product as uncharacterized. NCBI's taxonomy places the organism in Eukaryota, Metazoa, Porifera, Demospongiae, Suberitida, Halichondriidae. The transcript has 5 exons. Bases 1 to 1026 code for a protein of 341 amino acids. The record is from RefSeq and is a predicted model, not a curated record.